CUCUUACAGAUGAGGAUUUCUCUCUUAAGGAGAAACUGUGAAGUCAUCAAGUUCUGAUAGUUGCUGUUCUACUGUACAGGACUGUAAAUCUACGCCAUAUUCUAAUUUCUGUUCUAAAUUAGAACAACAGGGCAAACAUGGUGUUGGGAGCUGUACUGUCUAUGCUACGCUAUGUAGCCGGUAGCGAAGACAGAGAUUUUGUUGAUCGGCUACAUUCAUACUUCACUUGUAAUAUUCUGAUUGGUCUUUCUGUUUUGGUUAGCUUUAAGCAAUUCGGAGGGAAACCGAUCGAAUGUUUAGUGCCAGAUAUGUUUAGUAGUUCAUGGGAACAGUAUGCUGAGAACUACUGCUGGGCACAAGACACUUAUUAUGUUCCCAUGGGUGAAGCUGUAGCUGGGCUAGCUGAUGCUGAACGUCGGGAGCGAAAGAUCAGCUACUACCAGUGGGUGCCAUUCUUCUUACUUUUGGAAGCUGCUUGUUUUCGAUUGCCUAGCCUUUUUUGGCAGUACCUCGCUGGAUAUUCUGGCAUCAAGAUUCAUGAAGUCAUAAAAUUGUCUUCGGAUCCAAAUAACAUCAAGCCGGAUAUCAAGCGAGCCAACAUAAAGUCGCUUACAGUUCACUUGCAGGGUGCACUGCGCUUCCAUCGACGACUACAGAAGAAGCAAGUCCGCCCACAUCGCUUUCUUUGGAUGUUCAAUUUGGCUUACUCAGCGUUUUUUGUCACUUCUGUUUAUCUUUUCACAAAAUUCUUCUACCUAGCCAAUGUAUGCCUUCAACUGUUGCUCAUGAACAAAUUUCUCGAAACGGAUAGGUACGCUUGGUAUGGAUUUGGUGCCAUGAUUGAUCUCUUGAAUGGUACCACAUGGGAACAAUCCGGCGUCUUCCCAAGAGUUUCCCUUUGUGAUUUUGAUGUACGUGUCAUGGGAAAUGUACAAGAACAUACUGUACAGUGCGUACUUGUCAUCAACAUUUUCAAUGAGAAGAUCUUUAUUUUCUUGUGGUUCUGGUACCUGAUGCUGUUGAUAUUUACUUUGGGAUCGUUCCUCUAUUGGUUGUUUGUAGCAAUUAUACCGUACCCCAAUCGUCGAUUUAUCAAAAGGCACUUGGAAAUUAGUGAAAUGCCAUUUGACCCGCUUGAAAGCGACAAAGACGUGCGACGCUUUAUUGACAGCUAUCUCAAAACUGAUGGUGUUUUUGUAAUAAGAAUGCUCACUUUACAGUCUGGGGUAAUCUUUGGCACAGACCUUGUCCUGGCUCUUUGGAAAUCCUUCUUCGGUAUAGAAGAGCAGCUCAAGCGAAGUAAUUCUAUGCCAGACGUUCAGAAAGCAGCUGAUGAUGAGCCAAGGUUUUGGCCUCCGCCUCCAGCACCAUUGGAAGAUAAUGAGCUUCGAUUCCGUAGGGCAUUGGGGCAAAAUAUUGAUAACACGAUGGUGUCGCAGGAUUUCUUGCAUAAGCUAAUAAGACCAUAUCCGCAAGAGAGGCCUGCGCCACGGUAUGUAGCCGCUGUAUCCGCUCCAUUAGCAGAAAAUGAAGCAAAUGAAGCGUUGAUAAGAAGUGUGGACUCGAGCCCGGUGAAGGUACAAACCCAGCCAGGAACCCCGUCCAAAACUGCCGCUGUGAUUAAUCGAAGAGCACAAUUCGACCGGUGAUUACCCCCUCCCCCCAAACCUCUUCAAAUCCCACAGCCUUAGUCAAGUGCUUUAAGACGUAAUGUUUUCGCGUCGCAGUGCAAUCUUUCUUCUUCCGUGUAUUGCACGAGUUUUUCUUUUCACUAUCAUUGUUAUUGGGUUUUCUGUUACACUAAAUCAUGUUAGAUCAUUGAAUGCGUGUAUGAUCUCUGCAUAAUUCUGUACUGAGCUAUAUUACGAAGACUUUAAUCAUUUUGUUGUGUUUCCAAAGUUUUCUCGAUGUGUUACUAAGAAAAUGAAGAAUU
Messenger RNA from Cylicocyclus nassatus, 1933 nucleotides. The record is from the annotation of a GenBank genome assembly. NCBI's taxonomy places the organism in Eukaryota, Metazoa, Nematoda, Chromadorea, Rhabditida, Strongylidae.